AGCUGCGGUCUCGUUUCUUGAGGGGAAGGAGAAAACGGAGCACAGAACGGAACGGAAGUAGAUUGAGUUGGUGAACGGCUCUUACGCGCUUCGUGUGUACGAGGCGGGAGAUCGCUCCAUAAAUGAUGGCUUCGGCUUCUAACAUUGACGUAGACGCCACUCAGCACCUGAGGGACAUUCUGAAGCUGGACCGCCUUGGAGAUCCUGUAAAUGAAAGUACCGGUAGUCGAAAGUCAAGUUCUUUCAAUGGAGAGCUGAAUGGCUUCAUCUGUGAUCCUGUAGCACACCCAGAGGCCACAAGUGUGGAUGGGCCUUUGCUGGACAGUUCUCUCCAGGACGUUGAGAUGCCGUUCUCUGACAAGCAAGUGAUUUGCUUGUCUGGAGGUGACUCUCCUCCCUGCAUUGAGAUUGUUGGGAAAGAUGUCGAAAUUGUGGCCAGUAGUGAUUCUAAUAUUUGUAGCAAAGCAAGAGGAAGCAAUAAGGUGAAAAUACAGCCCGUGGCAAAAUAUGACUGGGAACAGAAGUACUACAAUGGAAAUUUGAUUGCGGUGUCUAAUGACUACCUUGCAUAUGCUACAAGAGGUUCCAAUGGGACAGCUAUGAUAAGAGUCCUCAGCAUCACCACAGCAGAGCGGAUUUUACUAAAAGGGAUUACUGGUAGUGUCACAGACCUGGCGUUUGCUCACCUCAACUCCGACCAGCUGGCAUGUCUGGAUGAAGCAGGAAGCCUCUUUGUAUGGAAACUCACCAUGCAGAAUGGCAAAAUAAUAGACGAAAUUUUUGUUCACAUAAAAAGACCAGACCCAAUUCCGUUAAAUUGUAAUCGACGGAUAAUCUGGUGCCCCUACAUUCCUGACGAGAACGAGGAUAAUUUGUCAGAGGAUUCUAGCCAGACUAUUGCAUUAUUGCAUGAAGAUAUGGCUGAAGUCUGGGAUCUGGACAUCAUCAGAGCAAACCAUAGCUCCUGGCCUACUCUUAUUAGUGAUAUCAAGGAAGGAUACAUAUCUGUGAACGGACAUUCUGGUUGUUUAAGUGAAGGAGCUCUGUCUCCUGAUGGUACAGUUUUGGCAACUGCUAGUCAUGAUGGUUACGUGAAGUUCUGGCAGAUUUAUAUUGAGGGGCAAGAUCAACCAAGGUGUCUCCACGAGUGGAAGCCUCACAAUGGACGGCCUGUGUCUUGUCUGCUGUUCUGCGACAACCAUAAGAAACAAGAUCCCGAUGUUCCCUUUUGGAGGUUUCUCAUCACAGGGGCUGACCAGAACAGACAAAUUAAGAUGUGGUGCACAGUUUCUUGGACGUGCCUACAGACAAUCCGGUUUUCUCCAGACCCAUUCAGCUCGAGUGUCCUGCCAGGAUUAAAAGCUUCUCUAGAUUUAUCUGCAGAGUUUCUCAUACUUACUGAUGUCCACAGAAAAGUUUUAUACGUAAUGGAGUUACAACAGAAUCAAGAAGAUGGAAAGGCUGCUUUUACCUCCAUUUCAGAGUUUUUGCUUACUCACCCCGUUUUGAGUUUUGGAAUCCAGGAUGUGAGCCGUUGCCGUUUUCAACAUACAGAAGUUCUUCCUUCAGAAGUAGAGAGCGACAAUGUCAGUGAAGACGAUAACCUGGAAAUGGAUGAAGAAGACUCAGCGGUUCUUAUAAAGCUCUUUUGUGUACACACCAAGGCUUUGCAGGAUGUUCAGAUCAGAUUUAAACCGCACCAGGGCCCAUCAACAGAAACAGCUGCCCUGUCUUCAAGAGACAGACAUGAUGGUCUUGCUACUCCUGAUCAGAUAAUAGAUCUUGGAACUGAAAUAUGUCCGGUUUCAGAAUCCCAUCAUGAACUUCUGCCCGAUAGUCUAAGAGCCUCCGCGGACUUUCUGUUGAUGCCAACAGACUCGAAACCUAAACUGAUGACUCCUGAUGCUUUCAUGAUGCCCAGUGUUACAGUUCAGCAGAUGGUCUCCACUUCUACAAGCCUUGGUUCACUCACCUCUGUUACUACACUAAAUAAUAUCUCAAGCAGCGAUACGUCUCUCUCCAGGUCUGUUGAUGAACUUACACUCAGUCCAAAGCUAAAAAUGGAGAAUAGCCUAACUGGUUGUAUGAGUGGAUCAAGUAGUGGAAGCUUUCAAGCAUCUUCAAGAACCCCUGCAGUGCUUAUUCCCGGACUGUCUGACUCACUAACACCUAAACCUCUUGUUCAGGUUUCUUCACCUAACCUUCCCAUAGAACUCCAGAGUUUGGAACCCUUGGUGGUACCACAGUCUUCCCCGACUCGUGAACGAUCUCCUGAUGUGAUAUCAAGCGCUUCCACAGUCAUAUCCCAAGAUAUGCCAGAAAUUGCUUCUGAGUCACUGCAAAGAAGUUAUCCGUCAACUAUAUCUGUUGUCCAAGAAGAGAAUUGUGCAUCCAACCAUGCCCCAAGCAUGAGCUCUGCCGCUUCUGCACUUCAGCUUUUAUCGACGCGUAGCCGCAACACAUCCGAGCUUGGACUACGGCCGCUGGAGUUUCCCUCUUCCAUGGCUGAUAGUGAGCUUGUUAGUGCACCAGGUCUAGAAAAUUCAAAGCUUAAGGAUCAGAUGGAGGAAGUUAUUUCCCAGCCGUGGCCAGCAGCACCUGAUAUAACGCGAGAAACCAAUAACAGCUUAAUAGAAAGUGACCGCGAUGAUGAAGUGGCCACAUUUGCAGCCAGCCUAAAUAGUUUUGGAGGAAAGGGACAGAGUCCACGUCUGCUUGUGAAGGACUGGAACACCCAAGGAUCGCCACGUUGUUCCCCAAAACCCUACAAGAAGUGCAUCAAAGAUGACAUAGACCUACCAUUGUCUCCAAAAUUGGCUGAAAACCAUGCGAACUUCGAACAUGGGGAACUGAUGUCUCUUCUGUACAUGCAACAAAGGGAACUUUCAGAGCUGCGUCAAAACCAGAUUGAGCUUAUGCAAAGACUGACUGAUCAUUUGGAUGCAGUUCAGAGCUCUAUCAUGGGCCAUAUGGAACGUGUGACUGAUGCGCAACAGCAGCAAGAACAAAGGAGAUUAGACAGAAUACUAAAUGACGGACAGCAAAGAAGUGGUCAGCUACAAGAGUACCUUUCACAGCAACUUUCCCAUUCUCUUUCUGGUUCACUCUGCAAUAGACUUGACAAAACAGUCCGUGAAGAGUUUAAGAAGUCCAUUCCUCAGUGCAUCAGUAAGAGCUUGGAUCCAGUGACUGCGCAGCUUAGCAGCACAAUUGCAGCAAAACUGACUUCUAUUGAGGGAUCACUAAAGGAAAACAUUUCCAAGAUGGUUAAAUCCAAGAACAUUACAGAUGCUAUAGGCCGAGCAGUUGCUGAUGCACUUCAUGUACCCAUCCAUACAACUUACAGAGAAGCCUUCCAGAACACUGUACUUCCAGCUUUUGAGAAGGGUUGUCAGUCUAUGUUCCAGCAAAUAAACAGCAGUUUCAAGCAAGGCACCCAAGAGUAUAUGCAGCAAUUGGAAACUCAUCUUAAGACAAAAAAAGAAAAUGAACAAGAAAUGAGGGAGCCCCUGGUGACACAACUACAGCAACUACUAGAUUCUCUCCAGACAACGACGGACCAGCUGUCUUCAAGCCUGAGUGGGAAUGUGAGAUCUGAAGUGCAGCAGCAAUUACAUGUAGCUGUAGCAACUAUGCAAGACUCCAUCUUAUCACAGGUUCAAAGAAUCAUCAAAGAAGAAGUGAACCAUGCAAUGAAGGAACAGCAAGCCGCGGUUACCUCCAGCAUUAUGCAUGCCAUGAGAUCUGCUGCAGGGACACCUAUUCCUUCUUCCCAUCUCGACUAUCAGUCUCAACAGACACACAUCAUGCAGCUACUUCAGCAAGGCCACCUUAACCAAGCUUUUCAACAGGCCCUAACAGCUUCAGACCUGAACUUGAUCCUGUACGUCUGUGAGACGGUGGACUCUCAACAAGUCUUUGGUCAACAUCCCUGCCCUCUCACUCAGCCUGUCCUGCUCUCUCUCAUCCAGCAGCUGUCUUUUGACCUUUGUACCCGUACUGAACUCAAACUCAACUACUUAGAAGAAGCAGUAAUGCAUCUUGAUCAUAACGACCCUGUGACAAGAGAUCACAUGGGAAGCAUCGUCGGUCAAGUGCGGCAAAAACUAUUCCAGUUCUUGCAAGUGGAGCCUCACACCUCCUUACAGAAGUCAGCAAGACGACUGAUGAUUAUGCUUCAGGGGAUUGUCCCCUCCAUCAAUUAGACGCAUUCCAACGCUGUACAGGCUCUCAGCAACUGAACUGAUUGUAAACUAGGUGCUUUUGCUUUUUCUCUCUCGCCCUCCCUUCUAUUAUAUGGCUAUUUUUUUAAAUGUUGUUUCAAACUGUGCCUAUGUUCCCCAGCAUACGGGAAGGGGGGGUGUGAGUCCUUGUAAUGGUUGACUGAACAGCCACAUAUCCUUAUCAGUCUUAUUUAAUCAUUGAAUAUGUUUAUUGGGUGAAUUUUAAUUUUUUAUUUUUUUCCCCUUCAUUGUAAAAUUGCGAGAAGGCAUAUUUACAUAUUUGUGUUUUUAGACAAUAUAAAAAAAAUAUAUCUAA
This is a messenger RNA of Bufo gargarizans (Asiatic toad), 4539 nucleotides long. RefSeq names its product enhancer of mRNA decapping 4 (gene EDC4). Gene Ontology annotation, cellular component: P-body. The record is from RefSeq and is a predicted model, not a curated record. NCBI's taxonomy places the organism in Eukaryota, Metazoa, Chordata, Amphibia, Anura, Bufonidae. Gene Ontology annotation, biological process: deadenylation-independent decapping of nuclear-transcribed mRNA. Bases 123 to 4205 code for a protein of 1360 amino acids. The transcript is spliced from 28 exons. Gene Ontology annotation, molecular function: protein binding.